This is a messenger RNA of Talpa occidentalis (Iberian mole), 3732 nucleotides long. It is a transcript of the gene PTRH1, whose product is annotated as peptidyl-tRNA hydrolase 1 homolog. Lineage: Eukaryota; Metazoa; Chordata; Mammalia; Eulipotyphla; Talpidae. The record is from RefSeq and is a predicted model, not a curated record. Gene Ontology annotation, molecular function: peptidyl-tRNA hydrolase activity. Bases 1 to 801 code for a protein of 266 amino acids. The transcript is spliced from 4 exons.
AUGCCGCCGCCGGGCCUCUCGGGCGCGGGGCUGCGCCUCGGUCGGGCCAUGAGCCGCGGCGUCCUGGAGCCCCGACCGCCGGGGAAGCGCUGGCUGGUGGCCGGCCUGGGGAACCCCGGCCUGCCCGGCACGCGGCACAGCGUGGGCCUGGCGGUGCUGGGGCAGCUGGCGCGGCGGCUGGGCGUGGCGGGAAGCUGGGCGCGCGACCGCCGCUGCGCCGCCGACCUCGCCCUGGCCGCGCUCGGGGACGCCCAGCUGGUCCUGCUCCGCCCGCGGCGCCUCAUGAACGCCAACGGGCUCAGCGUGGCCCGGGCCGCGGAGCUGUUCGGGCUGACUGCCGAGGAGGUCUACCUGGUGCACGACGAGCUCGACAAGCCCCUGGGGAAACUGGCUUUGAAGCUGGGAGGAAGCGCCCGGCGAUGCCCAGGCUCCGGGUGGGCAUUGGGCGCCCGGCAUGCCCCGAGGCGGUGCAGGCCCACGUGCUGGGCCUCUUCUCCCCCGCGGAGCAGGAGCUGCUGCCACCGCUGCUGGAGCGGGCCGCCGACCUGCUCCUGGACCACAUCCGCGAGCGAAGCCAGAGUCCCGCCGCCGGCCCCUGACCCCCGAGCGCCCUGCGCACACACCCAGCCACGGCUCCACAUCCGCAGAGGUGCCACGCCGACCUGUGGGAUCCACUCUUUAUAUAACUCUACCUCCGGGCUGCCCCUGGCUGCCCACAGAUUAAAGGGGGGCUGUGGCCAGAACUGGCCCAUUUCCAAGAUAGGGAGCUGGUCUUCUUUCUGUGUCCUACUUAGAAAGUAGGGAAACUGGAGGAAGGCUAAACUUCUUGAAUUUUUUUGGAGCAUCAGAGCUGUGCACCUGUAAGGUUAAAGAUGCAAACUGGGAAGGGGAGGCCUUCUUGGGGGUUUGCACCCUCCCCAGCCUGUAGAGGGGGGUCAUCGGAGCCCAGCAAGCCCAUCCCAGGGGAUGUGUGAGCUUGCCUUGACCCCCAGAGGCCUGUUCUUCCAUCCAUCUUGCAGAUGGCAAAGGGGGGUUUCGAGAGGUCUAACCACACCCCCGGGGCCUCGCAGCUCCGUGGGGGCAGAGCCUUGCUAUCCCCAGGGCUGACCGCUGUCUUGCUGUCCCUGGGGGUGCUGGCACCCUCACCGCGGGGCUGCUGUUUGUCCGGAAUGUUCUCAUGCGUGUGGUGUGUGAGAGCCGCCUGAGGUCCUCAGGGUUGGGUGAGAUCAUGACCCGUCGAAGCGCCAGGUCCUUGGGCUUGUCGGGGGUGACCAUGGACUGUUGCUGCGCCGGAGACCCCAUCAAGGAGAACAGGGCUGCGGAGCUGCUGUGGGCAGGGGGCUGAUCUCACCACCUCCACCGCUUGGAGGUGGAGGCUGAGGUUCAGAGAGGCCGGGGGGCCCUGACUUCUGACUUGGCUCAGCUGAGGGCAGCCCUGGGGCCAGUCCUGUAGCUGCCCCCUCUGAGGUCACGCAGGGCCACUCACCUCUCCUGGCACGGGUCACAGUACUGACUCUCCUCGCUGGGCGCGAGAGCCAUCGAGGGGCUCAAGGCGGUGGCCGAGCGGAGCAUGGCCAGCAGCUGCUGCAGCAUCUCCUUGCACUGCAGCUGGAACACCAGGCCCACGUCGUCGUCGUCCUCGUCACUGGGCUGCAUCUGCCAGUAGGGGCGGGGUGGGCCCGGUGUGGGGAUCAGGCCCCUCUGGGAAACUGUGCCCGGUACUGUCUCUUUGUAGUGCUGCCUGGCUGUGGUGGGAUACCCAUUCUCCAAAUGUGGAGGUGAAGGCUUGAGGCCUUCUGGGGCCCAGAGAAGGAGUCCAGCUCCUCCGAGGCCUUGAAGAGAUCUCGGAUGUCCAGAGCCAGAAAAGGACAGACUUAACAGGAGUCUCUCAGGGGAGAGCCGGGGCCUCUGGCCCUGGCCUGGCCUUGCCAGGUGGCCUGGUUAUCUCCAAGCGGCGUCUGACUCGGCCUGUCCCCUGCUCUCCCCCCCUUCCAGUUCACCUGUAGAAUGUGAUGAAGGAAGGCGGUGCUGUGGACCAGGGCCGUCUCCAGGCCUGCCCGUGCCUUCUGCUCUCUGGUCAGCUUGUGCUGUAGCCGCUGCGCCUUGGUCUGCUGCCGCUUCAGCAGCAGGUUCAGCUGGUCUUUCUGGCUCCUGAGCUCAGGAGCAGGAGGAGUCAGCCCACGGCCUCCAUAUGACAAUAGUGCCUCAGCCCCUCCGGAGGGGUUGGUAGCUGUGGUGGCCAGAAAGGGCUGGUCUCCAACUUGCCCCUGCCUCUCCCCCAGCCCCCCGGGGCCGCACCUCAGCUCCUGGUUGUCCUUCUGUAGCUGCUGGAGGCGCUGCUCCUGCUGGCUCAGCAGGAGGCACAGGCGCUGGGCCUCUGCUGUGUUUACCUGCUGCUCUUUGCACUUCUCAGUCAGCAUGAGGAUGAUCUGCAGGUGUGGGCAGGUGUGACCUGGACCCACCAUGGGCCCUUGACUAGCCUUGCCACCCCAGCUCCAGACCCAGUCAGGGCUCACCCCAUUACAUCCCAUUCUAUAGAGAAGCCCACCAGGCCCAGGAGAGGGGGCAGCACUCCAACAACUUAUGGGGCUUUAACUCAAGUAUGGCAGAACCAGAGCUGGGGUCAGCACCCUGCAGUCCCCACCAGGAGGGCCUUGCCCCCUAUUCCACCUCUCUCUCCCCACUGGGCUCCAGCCCUGCGUCACCCCAGCCAGGGUGUCUGCCCCGGGCGCAGGGUCCCUAAGGUUUCCGGGCCUGGUGGUCACACCUUCUGGUGGCCUCUGAGGUGCCUGGCCAUGGCCUUCUCUGAGCUCUCCAGUAGCUCCAGCUGUUUGCACAGCUGGUCCUGGCUACCCUUAAGACUCUCGUUCUCCUGCAGCAGCUGCACGCCGUGCUGCGAGAUCUUGGACAGCUGCAGGGUCAUGGUGUUGUUCUCCGUGAUGGCCCGCCUGGUUGUCUCCCACAUCUGGCUCGUAGCCACCUUGCGGAACUCAGUGGCCACCAGGUUCACACGCUGGAUGAUCUCCUUCCUCAGUCUGGGUGGGAGCAAGGGAAGGUCCAGCAGAGUGGGCGCAGGCCUCCACCAGCCCUCGCCUACGUGAGGGUCCCCGAGGGUCACCCCCAGGAGGGGUGGGGCUACUGGCAGGAGGCUUUUUAUUGUACACACUACCUUUGGGAUUUUGAGCCAUACCAAUGUAUUCUUGCAAAUAAAUCUAAUUUAUAUCACCAAAAGUGGCUAGAGGAAUUCCAGGGAUUCUCCAGCUCCUGCAAGAGGACUGGCGUUGGGAGCUUAGUUAUUCCCUCCCGCCCACCAUCACCUGCCAGGAUUCUGCCAAGCAGUGGCUGGGGGGAUCCGUGAGCUAGUGUGGUUGCCCUGAUGAGGAGCCGAGGCCAGCAAAGGCCUGAGGCCUGGACUGUGCCCAGCUCUGUGGGUAAAGGCCCCAAAGGCCCCAGCCCGGCUCGCCCACCUGUCCUUGUCCAGCACCGACUUCUUCUCCAGGUUGUAUAUAUAGUCCUUGUGUUCGGUCUCCUGCUUACGCAGGUGCUCCUCCAGGGUCGUGAACUUGUCGGACAGCUCCUCUUUCUGCAGCCGGAACUCCUCCAGGGCGGCCAGCUUCCCACCUGCCCCACCGCAGGACACAGGCCUGGUGAGCGGCCACCUCAGGAGCUGCUGGCUCUUCCACUGAGGGCCUUGAAUGAUGUCCCUCCCUCUCCACUUCCUCCACCUCUGUC